Molecule: messenger RNA, 1720 nt
Organism: Hibiscus syriacus
Lineage: Eukaryota; Viridiplantae; Streptophyta; Magnoliopsida; Malvales; Malvaceae
Product: protein ROOT INITIATION DEFECTIVE 3-like
Exons: 9
Coding region: 80-1411 (443 amino acids)
Biological process (GO): rRNA processing; DNA-templated DNA replication
Cellular component (GO): nuclear pre-replicative complex
Molecular function (GO): protein binding
Source: RefSeq, a predicted model, not a curated record
UAUCUUGUACCUAAAACCCUAGGUGGAAAAGCAAAACCCCAGUGCCAUUGAUCGUUGUUAGGAGCAGGAACCAAAAACAAUGAAUGUAGUAAUAGCAUCAUCUUCAAUCGACGGCGGCAUAGGUUGCUGGGACCUACAAACAGGGGCGGAGCAACUCCGUUACAAGACUUGCGCCUCUCCUCCCCACGGCCUUGCCUCCAUCGGUUCUAGUUUCCUCGCCUGCUCUCAACUUCGCGACCCCUCCGCCACCUCCGGCCACGUGCUCUAUUGGUCUUGGUCCAAGCCUCAAGCUCAAGUUAAAAGCUUCCCCGCGGAACCCAUUAAACCAAUUGCUGCUAAUAGCGAAGGUAGUUACAUUGUUGGUGGAGGUUCAUCCGGCGAUAUUUACUUUUGGGAGGUUGCUACGGGUAGGUUAUUAAAGAAAUGGCACGCUCAUUAUAGGGCAGUUACAUGCUUAGUUUUCUCCGAGGAUGAUUCACUCCUCAUUUCUGGGUCAGAGGAUGGAUGUGUUAGAGUUUGGUCGCUUUUCAUGAUAUUUGAUGAUGUUAGACAGCAGCAGGCGAGUCAUCUUUAUGAGUAUAGUUUUACUGAACAUACUCUGCGUGUAACCGAUAUCGCCAUGGGUUAUGGUGGAGGGAAUGCAAUUAUUGUGUCGGCUUCUGAGGACCGCACGUGUAAGGUAUGGAGCUUAUCAAGGGGAAGAUUAUUAAGAAAUGUUGUGUUUCCUUCCAUCAUUGAUGCAAUUGCAAUAGAUUCUGGUGAACAUGUUUUCUAUGCUGGUGGUCGAGAUGGUAAAAUUUAUAUUGCUGCACUUAAUGCUGAAAGUUCCCCAAGCAACAAUUAUGGAUUGCACAUCAUCGGUUCGCUAACUGAUCAAAGGCCUGUUACUUGCAUGGCAUAUAGUGCAGAAGGAAAUUUGCUACUAUCCGGAUCAGAGGAUGGCAUGAUUCGAGUUUGGGACAUGAAAACUAAAAACAUUGUUCGCAUGUUCAGACAUUCCAAAGGUCCUGUGAACAAUAUUCUCAUUGUUAGACUCUCAUACCCCCUCAAUCGGUCAGAAUCAAAAGUGCAAGCUUCCUCAAGAAGGCAUGAAUUUUCACUCCAUCCUCCACUAGAAAAAUAUGCAAAUUCAAGCGAUGAAGACAUCGAUAACAAGACUAUCAUUACACUCCCAGAUACUAUAGACCUCCCUUCAUACCUCAGUUCUCAGCUAAUCAACGAUCACAUUAAACAGCUUCAGCAACAAGGAUCUUCAGCUGCGGCUGAAAUGGAGGUGAAGAGACUAAAGCUUGACGGCCAACGAUCAAUGGAGAUGUUUCAGCAAUUGAAAAAAGUGUAUGACAACUUGCAGGAAUUUUGCGUCAAUGAGCUCUUAGAUGGACAACCAAUGGACGGAUCCAAAGGGAACUAAGUCAUUCACAGUUUGAAUGAAAAGACCAUCAAGUUUUCAUUUCUAAUUUUCAUUGUUGAACAAGAAUCCCAUAGCAAAAUUUUGCACCUUAAAUGUGAAGCAUUCUGGAAAAACUAUUUAGAUUCAAGACAGAUGAGCAAUGUUCCUGGUAGGAGUUUCUGUGGUAGCAAAACUACAAAAGUGAGCACGACUCUAAAGUAGUACGCCACCUACUUGUCAAUAGUUUUUAAGGCUUCCAUUCACUUGGGUUAAAAAAUGGUACAUCUUUAUGUAUUCAAGAAAAUACGAUCUUUUUUAGCUUAAUUUUUA